This is a messenger RNA of Tetrahymena thermophila SB210, 2697 nucleotides long. Its product is annotated as kelch motif protein. The transcript is spliced from 11 exons. NCBI's taxonomy places the organism in Eukaryota, Ciliophora, Oligohymenophorea, Hymenostomatida, Tetrahymenidae. Gene Ontology annotation, molecular function: protein binding. The record is from RefSeq and is a predicted model, not a curated record.
AUGAGCUAAAAUUAGUCUUCUACAAAUAAAGAGGCUUCAAAAAAGACUGCAGACUCUUCUUCCAAAAGUACGUCAUCUUCAAAUAAAGAGGAAAAAUAAUAAAAAUAAGCAAAUUCUAGCAAUACUGAUAAAGCUAACCCCACAGCAGAUAGCGGCAAAGGCCAAUAAAAUAAAGAAAAUAAUUCAAACAAUGAAAAGGAAAAACAAACAUCUAAUGAAAAGGGAUCUACAAAAGCAGAAAAUAGUUAGUCAACAAAAGGAAAUGAAUCUAGUAAAGAUGAAAAAUCUACAAGCAAAAGCAGUGAUAAGUCGAAAGACAAAGAAAAAGAUAAAGAAGCUAAGGAAAAAGGAAGCAAUUCAUAAUAGAAUAGUAGUAACCAAUAAGCAGCGGCUGAAUUAGAUAAGUUGCUAAAUCCGCCUACAAGUGAUUUUGUAUUGAAAAAUUAGGCUGAAUAUUUAAAGAGAGGAUAAUAUUACAUAAACAAGAACUAAUUUGAGAGUGCCUUAAAAAUAUAUGAAUUGCUAAAUGAUGCCAAUCCAAAUAAGGGUAAUGCUUAAAUUUUAGCAGGUCAUUGUGCUUUUAGAUUAAAGAAGCAUGAGAAAGUUAUAUCGUACUACUAAAAAGCUAUGGAGCUUUCAGCAAAAGCUAAUAAAGAUCCAAAUAUUCAUUUUGAAUUAGGAAUUGCACACUAUCGACAAGGAAAGUUUAUUGAUUCUGAAUAGUUCUUUAACAAAGUUAAUGUAUAUCAAUAAAAGUAUAUCUAUCAGCCAAUAGUUGAUCUUUAUAAAGCUAUACUUAAAAGACAAAAUGGAUAUCAUUAAGAAGCAGCUUAACUCUUCCUUUCUAGCUUAAUCCAAAAUGAUAAAAAUAUAUUUAAUCAACAAAAAACAGUUGAAAUAUUAUGUAAUGCAGGUUUAUAGUUUGAAUUGAUGAAAGAAUUAGAAGAUGCAUAAACAUGUUAUCAAAAAGCCAAAUAAGUCGAGAGCACAAAUUCUAAUGCAUUAAAAUGUUUAAGCUGGAUUUUAUUCCAAAAAAAGAGUUAUAGAGAAAGUGCCGAUCUCAUUUAGAAAGCUUACUAACAAAAUAAUAAAGAUUUUGAAAUACUUUUAAUUUUAGCAAAAAAUUAUGAUUAGCAAGGAUAGGUCAAGUAAGCUUUAGAAUAUUUCAAUAAAGCUAUUUAAGUUAAUAGUUAAAAUGCAAUAUGCUGGUGUUAUCUUGGAAUAACUUUCUUUAAAUUAAAUAUGAUGAAAGAUGCCUUUUCAUGCUUCAACAAAAGCUUCGAAUUAGAAAACAAUAUAGAAACGCUAUUUAAUAUAGCACUUCUUUACGAAAUAGGAAAGCAUUAUAUUGAAGCUGUCAAUCUCUAUAAAUAAAUAUUGAUGGUGUGCCCAGAUGAUCAUAUGGUUGUUAGGAGAAAAAUUACUAUUGAGCGUAAUGCUUCAAGUUAGACACAUGACCCAUUUAACAAGAAACAGCUCAAUAAAUUAAGAACUAUGCUUAGAGAACCUCCUUUUAAGCCAUCUGUCCCUCUUUGGCUAGAGGAGUUAGACCCAAAUGUAAAAUAAAGACUUUUAGAACAAGAAAGACAAGAACUGCUUAAUACUAUAAUGAAUAAUUAAAUAUCUUUGAAUUAGUUAAAUAAGUCCCCAUUAUUUUCACAUACUUAAAAAGCAAGAAGAAAUAGUGUUUUUAACUUACAUAACCUUCACACUCCUCAUCCAAACUUUGGAAAGGAACCUUUUGAUAGCUUGCUAAACACUCCAAAUUUAUUCUUCAAUACACCAAAGCCAAAUUAUGAAAACCAAUUUACACUUACUCCCAUAAAUUAUCCCAUUAACAAUCCAUAUGAUAAAUCAAAGGCUGGUAAUAGCAGAUCAGGUGAUUUUUUAUAAGUAAACUAGAAAAAAAAGAGCGAGACACCUAGCUCUUUAUUUAAUAUACCAUUAUACGGAGAUUUCAAUGAUCCUUAUACUCCAAAUUAUAAACCUUCUCCUUAUAUUCAACCUAAUCAUCCUUUUGGAGGAUUAUAUAAAAGUAGUUUUGAUAAUACAGAUCUGUAUAGAAACAGGGCUAGCUCAAUAUCUCCCCUUCCUUCUUAAAAUCUAUUAAAAAUUGAAGAUCAAGGAUUUGGUAAUUAAUUUAAUAUGGGUAAUAAAGACAUGGAAGAUGAUCCUUAAAAUAGUAAUAAUAAUAAAGGAGGAUUCAAAUUGCGUAAGAAUUCUGAAAAUAACAGAUAGAGAAAGGCUUCUAUCGCAUCAAACACAUCCCCACUAUAAAGACCUGUUAAAAAACCAAGUGAAAAUCAUUCUGAUUCUGAUCCUGAAAAACCUCUUAAAAAAUAAAUAAAAAUAGUUUCUUUAAAUAAUCCUUUACUGACUUAAGUCCCAGCUGUAGGAUCUGCUUCAUAGUAAGCAUAAAACAUAUCGAACCCUACUAUAACAGUAAAUCUAGCCAGUAAUGUUAGCAGUGCUAGCAACAUCCCUACAUCUAACAAUCAUAUCACCUCAAACACCUAAAUAGGUAACAAUUAGCCUAACCAAUAAAAGGGCGAAGUAUUCUAUGGAAGCUUAAUGAAUAAUUAUGAUGAUGAAUUGAAUAAUGCUGUACCAUCUUAAUAAUAGGAAGAAUAAUUCCCAGCUGUUAAUUAGAGAUUCAACAUUUUUAGUAACUUAGGAAGAAACAAACAAAAUAAAUGA